AUGCGGAGUGCUGAACAGCCGGGCGAAAUUCAGCAGCCUCCAGAAAAGAAGCCUGAAAAGACUAUUAACAAAAGACUCCAACGGACCCAAGCUCAAGUGAACGAGGUCGUUGACAUUAUGCGAGUAAACAUCGAGAAAGUUCUCGAACGUGACAAAAAUCUUUCCCAACUUGAUGAUCGAGCAGAUGCACUUCAAGCAGGUGCCUCCCAAUUUGAGGCAAGCGCGGGAAAGCUGAAACGGAAAUUUUGGUGGAGAAAUUGCAAGGUAAGCUCACGAAAAUAG
This is a messenger RNA of Mesocestoides corti, 282 nucleotides long. Lineage: Eukaryota; Metazoa; Platyhelminthes; Cestoda; Cyclophyllidea; Mesocestoididae. The record is from the annotation of a GenBank genome assembly.